Messenger RNA from Ochlerotatus camptorhynchus, 2049 nucleotides. Its product is annotated as E3 ubiquitin-protein ligase TRIM37-like. The transcript is spliced from 5 exons. The coding region runs from base 139 to 1815 and encodes 558 amino acids. NCBI's taxonomy places the organism in Eukaryota, Metazoa, Arthropoda, Insecta, Diptera, Culicidae. Gene Ontology annotation, biological process: negative regulation of centriole replication; protein autoubiquitination. Gene Ontology annotation, cellular component: peroxisome; aggresome. Gene Ontology annotation, molecular function: zinc ion binding; ubiquitin protein ligase binding; ubiquitin protein ligase activity. The record is from RefSeq and is a predicted model, not a curated record.
UUUAGCUCGCUCGUUGCUUGUUAAAUUGUUGUCUUCUGUGAAUCUGUUGAACUUUUUUUUGUUUUAUUUUUGUAUAUUUUCGUUCAAACGAUAAAGUUGUAGCGUGUUCUGAUAGGUUGGCAAACAAUUACUGAAAAUAUGGCUGAAAUGUAUCCUAAUAAGCGCAUGCGAGAGCAUUUUUACUGUGAGAUUUGUCCGGAGUACGGAUCGCUACCGUUAAUUACAGAAUGCGGCGAAUGUAACCAAAGUCUGUUUCUGAUGUGUCCCCACGACGGAUUUCACGAUGGUCGCUACAUAUGCCAAACCUGUGCAGAGCGGUUGUCCACCCAAUUUACGGUUUGCACGUUCCAUGGUAAGAUCAUGACCUAUUACUGCUUGAAUUGCGAGCGGGGUGUUUGUGCCGAUUGCCCGCUCCAAUCCAGUAGCCACGAUGGUCACACUUUCGGACAAUUGGAGAAACUUUACCAGCAGCGGAUGGAACUUGUCACCAAGAAACUCGAUGAACUUACAGUCGCGUUCAAAUGUCGAGAUGAGGAUAACAAGCGGGUGUCCAAAAACCUAGAAAUGAUAACCGCUAACGAGAUGGAGUUGAUCGCUGAGGUUGAUGCCUUGGGGCAAUCAGCUAAAGGCGACAUACGACGUUCGGUGCAAAAACGGAAGGAGCUUCUUCUGGCCAAGUUGAAACAGCCAAUCAAGAAAGAAUUGUACCGGCACGAUUGGGAGAAAAGGAUCAACAGCAUGUCGAAGAUGGAAUUCAUCCAAAAGUAUGUGGAAACACUGGGACAAAUCUCACAACAGAUGCCACCCGUUAUUGAUGCACCUCACGAGUUGGUCGAGUGUCACAACAUCAAAUGUUCGUUAAUUCCGAAAUUGAUUAUGCUACCGGUCUUUAUCGAAAACAUAUAUAAGAAGAAAUACCCCGUUUCUUUUAUGAUUUUUGAUGCAUCUGGUUUCCCGUGGUCGCUGACGGCCUUUAUCGAGCAGAAGUUCAGUAUGCUAUUUUCUCCAAAGAACAAAAGACACGAAAUGUACAAGCACAAGGUGGUGAUUGAAAUACUUCAUGACGAUUUCAUGAAGACGAUUAACCACUCUUUCGUCAUUCAACACUGUGACCAGAAAAUGGAACUUGUUGACAUGACGUUUUUGAAGGAAAACGGUUAUAUUAGCACCGAAGGUCAUAACAUGUUGAUGAUGCGCAUCGCAAUCAAACCAGUCAGUAUUGUUGUGGAAAAUUAUCUACACAUCGAUGAAAACAAUAAAUUUCGCCAUGGCGUUGCUGAAGAGGUUACCGACCUCAAGGAUGAGGUUAACCAAUUAAAACUUCGAUCCAGUAGCAACUUUUUCCUGUCGCUCGAAACGCUGGUCAAUGAUGGAGAUUUUGUUCUGUCCCAUCCUCUCAUGGACAGCCAGGGCAUCGAAUGGUGUCUCCGAUUGAAGCGAAACAUCAAGAAACGCCGCAACAAGCAGGCGAAGGCUUGUCUUGGGGCGUACAUUGUGCAGCUCAGUGGUCCCAAAAGCAACUGCAAGUUUUUCGUCACGCUGUACAAUAACGAUCCGGACAAGCACGUCAGAAUGGUAGGAGAAGAAAUGUUUGAACUGGAGGAGCUAACCUACGGCCAAUAUUCAUUUGUUGAUGUCGAUCAUUUGACUGAAGAGUUCGGAUUUGUCAACGGUGGAACGGCCCGAUUCGAAUUUGGAAUCACACCGAUGAUAAACGAUCCUUCCGCGGUAGAAGACGAAUCCCCACCCGUUCCAAACAAUGGAACAUCUGAAGAUUUCCUUCACAGCCGACAUCUGUUCGGCACGUUUGACUAACUUACGUGAACGAGUUUUUCCUUAACUGUUUGAACUGAAGUAUUACUUUGUUUUUAGUUCUAUUACCAUUUGUUUUAAAUACUUGAUAUCACAUUGCACAAGCUCUAAAGCGAAAUGAUCGCAAAUAUUAUUUUUUAACAUCUGUUUAUCUAACAUACGGUGUAAUUAAGCCGUAUUAAAAUUAAAGUAAGAAUAUUAAAGUUGCAACUUGUUUGCAACUAGGCGGAAAAUGAA